This is a messenger RNA of Polychytrium aggregatum, 13317 nucleotides long. RefSeq lists its product as uncharacterized. The transcript has 23 exons. Gene Ontology annotation, cellular component: dynein complex. NCBI's taxonomy places the organism in Eukaryota, Fungi, Chytridiomycota, Chytridiomycetes, Polychytriales. The record is from RefSeq and is a predicted model, not a curated record. Gene Ontology annotation, molecular function: minus-end-directed microtubule motor activity; dynein intermediate chain binding; dynein light intermediate chain binding. Gene Ontology annotation, biological process: microtubule-based movement. Bases 1 to 13317 code for a protein of 4438 amino acids.
AUGGACGAACUCUACGCGUGGCUUAGUAAAGCCCUCGCCAUUCAUCUGCGCUCGUUUGAUGCCUCGCAGCACGGCGGCCAACUCGCAGCCAGCAAACCACUUGGCUCGUUCCUCGCCGGGCAGUCGCACGACGUCCUAUUCAUUUUUUGCGACGACACUCAGAACAUCGAAAGCGUCGUGAGCCUCACGCCGCUCUUGGAGUCGCCUGUGAACACCCUCUACCAGACGAUCCACAACAUCUACGCGCCUAUGCUGAUGAAGAGCAGCAAGCUGGGGGUCACGCCCAAGCUCCAGGGCCUCCUUUCCGAGCUUGACUUUGGGCUCGCGAGCGAGCUUCGGCACCAGUCCGGCGGUGUUGCUGCCUCCAGUGUCAGGGACGAAAAUCCAGCAGGAAUCUUCAGCAUAGACGACGAAUAUAUCUUCUGGGUCGAGCAGGCGACAGAGUACGCCAAAACCAAGGUGGGCUUCCCAACGUCUGAGAAAGAGCGGGCCGCUCAGUUCCGAGAAUCAUUCCAACCCUUGAAGAUCGAGUACGACAAGAUCAGUUCCAUUCAGAUCAUCGACAUACUCGAGAUUAUCGAAAAAACGCAGGACACCCUCGACGAUCUUUGGCAACAAGCCCAAGUCCCAGGCUAUCCGCAAGAGCGCAUGCUCCACCUUCUUGGCGUCGUCACCAACCAGAUAGUCGCUAACCUGCAGGAAAAACUUGCAUCGACCGGCCUCAUGAAAGGUGACCUGCUCAAGGUUAAAGAGAGUCUCCACGCCGCGAUCCAGGUGUGCGAGCGCCUUCAGGCCAUGGAUACAACCCUGACGGGCAGACUCUGGCCGAAUGUCGCAGCACGUCCGUGGACGAAAGGAGUCUAUCGUAAUCAACAGCUUGAUGACUUUGUUUCCCGUCUCAACGAGAUCGUCAUGAUCAGAAGCUCCCACGAUCUGUUGUCAAGCCUGCUGCUUUCCGAGGAGCAGAAGGAAUUGCGCGUUCCGGAACAACUGGAUGUGUUUUCCACCGUCCACUUACUUGUCUGCAACAACUACACAUCGCUCUCGUGGAAGACGGCUGUGGAUCAGUACAACAAGAAUAUCCAACCUAUCCAGCACCGAGUUGCUGCAAAGCUGCGAUCGCUGUUCAACUCGAUCCAGAGCCAGCCGCGCCAACUCUUGCGAGAGUUUCAGCGGUACCGAGAGCUCCUCUCACAGGAGGUGAUCGCACGCCAGCUAGUUCCAGAGCGCGAGGCAUUGCUUGAGCAGCUGAUAAACGGAAUGAAGCAGACCCGGGCAGAGUUCACGGACAAGAGCAAUCAAACAAAGUUUAAGAUGGGUAAAAACCUGCCGACGGCUGUGUCCAAGAUCAUUUGGGCCCGUCAGGCCAUCAACAAGAUCGAAGAAACAGACAAGAUUGUCGAGAAUCUUUCUGGCCCAAAGUCCUCCUACACCCAAAUCUCGUCGGAGCUGUACGAGGAGCUCAAGCGUUUUGAACGAGAUCAGUUUGCCGAAUGGGUUGCCGACAUCGAGAGCGAGAUGGACGACCCCAGCGGGUCUCUUCUGCUCAAAAAGAACGGAAAUCUCAUGGAUCUUGACUAUUCGAAUGGCAAGUUGCGAGUCAACUACGACGACCGCCUCGUCACCAUCUUGCGCCAAGCCCGCCAGCUCACGGCCUUUGGGUUUCCUGUACCGGCCAAGAUCCAGCGCCUGACCGAGAGCGCUCAAAAGUACUAUCGCCAUGGCGUGGUCCUGAAGCAGGUUGCGCAUUUUUACAACACUAUCGACCAGCAAAUGCUGCCGUGCCAGCAAGCCAUGCUCCUCGAGCCAGCUUUGGCCUUCGAGCAGCUGGUCAAAAAUGCCAAGGGCCGAGCCGACCCCAAGAGCCGAUCGGUGACUUGGGACAGCCCGUUUGAGCUCGAGCUGUACAUCAGCCAGCUUCAAGCUUCCGCCGACAAGCUGACCCGCGACAAUCGCCGGCUCCGCAAGUUUCACAUGAACAACUCGGACGUUGUUGUGGGGCUCAUGAGCGUUGACCUGGUCAAGUGCCAGAGCAAAUGGAAAGAGUCUCUCAGCGCCAUUCGCUCUACGAUCGGCUCAGUCCAGGACUCUGGCAUCAAAAUGGAGGAUACGUUGACCUGGCGCAUCCAUUGGGAUCAUCAGCUCUACAAAGCCCUUGAGCACCAGUAUCAAGUCGGCCUGGAGACUCUCAACGAAAGCCUGCCGGAAAUGAAGGUCGACUUGGUCUUCAAGCAGCAAAAACUGCAGUUCCGGCCACCAUUUGAGGAGAUCAGAGCAAAGUACUACCGCGAGAUGAAAAAGUUCAUCACCAUCCCGAGUGCCUUCCGUGGCGUCGGAGAUGGCUCGAUUUUUGCGCUCAUGAUCGACCGAAAUGCAAAGUCGCUCUCCACCGUCUAUCAGAAAGCCGAGUCACUGUUCCAGAACCUCAACAGAGUGUUUGACAUCUUCAAGGAUUGGGUGAUCGUCGGCACCAUGGAGCUCGAUGCCUUUGUUGAAGAAGCCCUUGGAGAUGUCACCGACUGGGAACUCAACUUCCGAAUGCUCAAGGUCAAGGGGAAGGAGGCCGAGCGGCUACCCACCGAAAUCAAGAUCGACUGCAUCACAGUAUCGACUGCGCCUGUCAAAGCCACCAUCGACGACCAUCUGCAGCGUUUGUUUGACUCGAUGCUGCUUUCGCUGCGAAAGUCAGUGGGCACGCAUAUGAUGGCAAUCGAUGAUUUUGUCAACAGGGGGCUCGAGAUGAUGGCGGUCAAGCCCAACAGCCUUGCCGAGGUUGGCGAGGCCAACGCCAAACACGAGGAGCUGUCCAAGACCCACAAGUCUAUUCAGGCGCAUUUUGAUGCCGCCGAUCUCAAAAACAAGCUCCUCAAGUCUGUGUCGGCGUCGGGUGUCGACAUCUCGGCCAUCCAGUCAAAGUGGAGCAAGCUGGAGCUCAUGCUCGAGAGCCACGAGCUCAUGAUCAAGGAGCAGGUCGAGCAGCUCCGGAGCGCCAUUGACUCGCGGCGCCAGUCGUUUCUGUCCGAGCUCGAAAAGUUCACUGCUCGAUGGAAUCAGCUCAAGCCCAAAGUUUCCGACAUCACCAGUGCCAAUGGCGCAGAACUCUCAGCCAAAGCCGUGGUCUUCAUUGUCGAGCGGAAGACUGAACUGGAGGAGCUCGAGAAGCGCGGCUCUCAGAUCGUCGAUGACAGCGCACACUUUGGCAUUGGUGCGCCGGACUUUGCCGAGCUCCACGACGUCAGCUCCGAUAUUCGCCACUUUGAGGAGAUGUGGGGGUUCUAUGCCGAGUACACGGCUGCGGUGGCCAGCGUCAUGAAGGAGGACUGGAUUUCGUUUCGGCUGCGGUCAUACUCCUUUGAGGACAUGCUAACAAAAUGGAUGGAGCGCAUCCGAUCGCGUGAAAUGGACACGAUCUCCGCCACGAUCUUGCAGGACAUUGACAAGCAUAAGCGAUUCAUAGGAUGCCUCAAGUUCCUCAAAGGAGAAAACUGGAUGUCCGAGCACUGGGGCGAACUCUUUCGGAUCCUGGCCGUCCCGAAGGGGGUCUCGCUGUCCGAGCUCACGUUUGGCCAUUUGUCUGCUCUGUCCGAGACCGUUCUGCAGAGGCUCGAGGACAUCAAGGAGCUCAACAGCCGCGCGAAUGGAGAGAUUGCCAUUCGAGAAGCCAUCCAGGAGCUAGAUAUCUGGGGGGCCGGCUCGAGCUUUGGCCUGACAGAGUACAAAGAUGCCAAGGGCACAGCCAACUUUCAGCUCAUCAAGGACUGGAAGGACAUCCUCACCCAAAUUGGCGACAACCAGUCUCUGCUGCAGUCGCUCAAAGACUCGCCCUAUUACAAAAACUUUGCCGACAAGGCAAUGUUGUGGGAGCAGAAGCUUGUUCAAGUGGACGAGUAUCUCCGCAAUCUGAAUACCGUCCAGCGCAAGUGGGUGUAUCUCGAGCCCAUCUUCAACCGCGGGGCUCUGCCGGCCGAGCAAAAUCGAUUUGCUCGAAUCGACGAGGACUUUCGUGGCAUCAUGUCAUUUAUCGCUGCGGACGCGCGCAUUAUCUCAAUCAUCAACUAUCCGAGCAUUGGCGAGAUCCUCAAAGCUUUGGUCGACCAGCUGGAGCGCUGCCAAAAGGCCCUGAACGAGUAUCUGGAGCAGAAACGCGACCGCUUUGCGCGGUUCUACUUUCUCGGAGACGAAGACCUGCUUGAGAUCCUGGGCCAGUCCAAGAAUCCAAAUGUGAUCCAGAGCCAUCUCAAGAAGCUCUUUGCUGGUGUACACAACGUCGAGAUCGAUGGCAGUGUGAUUGUGGCUAUGAAGAGCGCCGAGGGCGAGACUGUGCAGCUGCGCAAGCCUGUCCAGGUCACCGAGCAGGUCGAAGUGUGGCUCGAGAACUUUGCUCUUGAGAUGAAGGAGACGCUGAAGAGUCUGUUGCAGCAGUGCCUCAAGGAGCACGAUAUGUUUCGAUUUCCAUCGCAGGUCCUGGGACUGUCCGAGUACUUGCACUUUACGGCCAACUGCGAGACGGCCAUCACAAAGGGAAGUCUGACGGCUCUAUCGAAGGACCUGAAGCGGCAGCUGGACGAGUACACUUCCUUCGACUCGUCUACGGUUGAAGAUUCCACUGAGCGCCAUGUCGUAGAACUCAAGGUCAAAUCUCAGAUCCUGGAUGUGAUUCAUUUCCUCGAGGUUGUUCGUCACCUGCAAGAGUCCAACGUCACUUCGCUCUCCGACUGGGCCUGGAAGCGACAGCUUCGGUUCUACAUGACCCACGAGGGCCAGUGCGUCAGCCGCAUGAACGACGCCGAGUUCCACUACACGUUCGAGUAUCAGGGGAACCCACCCAAGCUCGUCCACACGCCCCUGACAGACAAAUGCUACCUGACUCUGACGCAAGCCAUGGCCAGUGGCUUUGGCGGAAACCCGUUUGGACCCGCCGGCACCGGAAAGACCGAGUCAGUGAAGGCCCUUGGCGUGCUCUUUGGAAGACAGGUGCUUGUGUUCAAUUGCGACGAAGGCAUCGACUACAAGAGCAUGGGGCGGAUAUUUGUGGGGUUGGUCAAGUGUGGCGCCUGGGGCUGCUUUGAUGAGUUCAAUCGUCUCGAAGAAGCCGUGCUGUCGGCUGUAUCUCAGCAGAUCCAAGUCAUCCAGGCUGCACUCAAGAUGCACGAGCCGCAGGUUGCGCUUCUGGGCAAGCCCGUAGACCUCAACCCUCACUCCGGCAUCUUUGUGACCCUCAAUCCUGCCGGCAAAAACUAUGGCGGCCGGCAAAAGCUGCCCGACAACCUCAAGCAGCUGUUCCGCUCCGUUGCCAUGACCCACCCAAACAACGAGCUCAUCUCGGAGGUGAUUCUGUUUUCCGAAGGCUUCCAGCUCGGCAAGGAACUUGGCAGCAAGGUCGUCGCUGUAUUUACAUGCUGCAAACAGCUCCUGUCGAUCCAACAGCACUAUGAUUGGGGCUUGCGUCCUCUCAAGACAACGCUCUGGCUUGCUGGACAGCUGCUCCACCAGGAGAAGAAGAAUGGGCCUGUGUCGACUCAGCGAGAAAUGGCGAUUGUGGUGAAGGCCCUGCGGGUCAACACCCUCUCGAAGCUGACCCACACCGACAGCAAGCGAUUCUUGGCCCUCAUGAAGGAUAUAUUCCCGGGAGUCCAGGUCGAAGACAUUUCAUACGAGGAGCUGGGCAAAUGCGUGCGAGAGGCAUAUGACGAGCUCAAGCUUGUGUACAUUCCCUCGCAGGCCGAGAAGAUCUUUCAGUUCUACGAGGCAUGCCGACAGCGUAUGGGCGUGGUGGUCGUGGGCCCAUCGGGAUCGGGCAAGAGCACGCUGUGGAGGAUCCUGAAGCUCGCAUGGCAAAAGUGCGGCACAAGCAUCAAGCAGUUCAGCGUCAAUCCAAAGGCAAUCGACCGCCAGGCGCUCCUCGGCCAUAUGGACAUGGAUACACGGGAGUGGUUCGAUGGUGUCCUGACAUUUGCUUCCCGAGAAGCAGUCAAGCAACCGCUACAUAUGCGCACAUGGAUCAUUUGCGAUGGCGAUGUCGACCCCGAGUGGGUUGAGUCGCUGAACUCGGUGCUGGAUGACAACCGCCUCCUGACCAUGCCCAACGGCGAGCGCAUCCAGUUUGGUCCAAACGUCAACUUUAUCUUUGAGACGCAUAACCUCAAGUUUGCUUCACCCGCGACCGUGAGCCGCAUGGGCAUGAUCUAUCUUUCUGAUGAGAAUCUGGACAUGAAGGCCCUCGUCAAGUCGUGGCUGGAGAAGCAGAACGAAAAGAAUCGAGGGCUGCUCAACAGCUGGAUUGACGAGCUCUUCUACAAGAGCAUCGACUGGAUCAUCCAAAACUGCGAGGCCGUUGUCGAGACCAGCAAAACCGGGCUUGUCAUGAACGGUCUCUCGCAGCUAUCGGAGGUCGCUUCUCGCUCACAGUUUCUGUUUGCCCUCGUCCGUGGUCUUGGAGGCAAUCUAACGGUCGACAGUCGCUUGGCCUUUGCCAAUGAAAUGCUAAUGUGGGCCAAGGAGCCUUCGCCCGAUCCCAAGAGAACGCUCGACUUUUACGUCAACAAGGACAGCGGCCGUGUCGAGAUGUACCAGAUCGAGGCCCCAUGUGUCUCGGAGCAAGAGGCCAUCGACGACAUUGACAGAUUUCCGGUCGUCGAGACAGCAGACGUCAAGCGCUCGAUCAACACCAUCAUGCCGUGGCUGACGGCCGGCCACCCACUUUUGCUGGUCGGACCCGAAGGAUCGGGCAAGCACAUGCUGCUGCGGUACUGCUUCCAGCAGCUCAAGGGCACUACCGUAGCGACGAUCCAUUGCAGUGCGCAAACUCGGUCAUCGCACAUUCUGCAGCGACUCAACCAAAACUGCCUGACGCUCAACACAAACACUGGCCGGGUGUUGCGCCCCAAGGACAGCGAGCGACUGGUUCUGUAUCUCAAAGACAUCAACCUACCCAAGCCCGACAAGUACGAAACCGUCGAGCUGGUGCAGUUUUUGCAGCAGCUCAUCACUUACAACGGAUUCUACGACAAGAACCUCGAGUGGAUCUGUGUCGAGCAUAUCCAAAUCGUGGCUUCGAUGAACCCCUCGUCGACUAUGGGUCGACACCGACUCACCACCCGGCUAACGUCGGUGAUGCGCCAGUACGCCAUGACUUACAGCGACCGCGAACAGCUCCAUGUUAUUUACCGUAUCUUGACGCAGACGGUGCUGUCGCCCUCACUCGCCUCUCACAAGGUGUGGGGGCUGCCAAAGAACAUCCAAAAGCUGGCCUGCACUAUGGUCAGCGUCUACGAUCAGACGGUGCAAAAGUUUACUGUCGACAUGCGUUGCCACUACCGAUUCACGCCGAGGGACCUGUCGCGAUGGGUGCUCUCGCUCUCGAGAUUUGUCUACACCAGUGAGGAGCAGGGAGAGUUGCUCGACAUCUUGGCGUACGAGGCCGAGCGGCUUUUCCAAGAUCGGUUGAUCGAGUCAGACUCUCGGCAAAAGUUCCAGCUGAUUCUGAGCUCAACCUUGCGCAACGACUGGGGUCACCAGCCCAACAUCAAAGGAUUCGUGUAUAUAUCCGGCCAAACCAGCACCAUGACUGCUCCGAAAAUGAUGAGCCAGAUCAAGACCGACGCCUUCCGGGUGAUUAUCGAGAAGCACGUAUCGGUGUACGAGCGGGACAAUCAGGAUCUGAACAUGAGGCUCUUCCCUGAGGCCGUCGAGGGCAUAGCGAAGAUCGAGCGGGUGCUUUCGCAGCCGAAUGGCUCCCUUCUACUGGCCGGUCGGCCCGGAAUGGGUCGGCAAAGUUCGUUGAUGAUUGUCGGCCACAUGCUCCGGUUUAAAACGUUCUCUCCCAACAUUGGGCGAAGCUACGGAAUCAAAGCCUUCUCGGCUGACAUCAAGACAGUGCUGCAAUCCGCGGGCGUGCAUAACGAAGAAGUCCUCCUCAUUCUCGAAGACUAUCAGAUUGUGGAGAGCUCGUUCUUGGAAAGCAUCAAUAGCCUCUUGAGCGGCGGCGAAGUUCCGGGCCUUUACUCGCCGGAGGAGCUCGAUCAGAUCCUCUCGGCGCUCAAGGACAGCCAUGGAGAAGACAGCUACCGAGGAUCAGUCUUUGAAUACUUUGUUGCACGCAUCCGCAAGAACCUGCACUUUGCCUUGGUUCUGGACACCUCGAGCCAGUCUUUCGUCCAGUACUACGAGUCCAAUCCGGCACUGUCGACCUGCUGCCACAUGUCGUGGAUGGACUCGUGGUCACAAGAGAGCAGCCUCGGCCUCAUCAAAGAUACGUUCAAGAGCCACGCGCUUCUGAGCAAGCUGCCCGAACAAGAAGCCAUUGUCAAGGGCAUGCUCGCCAUACACGAGAGCAGCUUGAGCAAAGGGAGUACACCCAAGCAUCUCAUCGAGUUCCUGUCGACUUACGAACGCGUUUAUGUCUCGAAGCUGACCGAGUUUGAGAGCAAGAAUAGAUACCUUCUCGGCGGCCUUGAAAAGCUCCGGGAGGCUGCAAAAUACGUCGACAAUCUCUCCGCCGAGGCGCGGAAGCAAGGCAUCGAGCUGGCGACAAAGCAAAAGGAGGCCGACAAGGCACUGAAGCAAAUCACCGAGAGCAUGCUCAAGGCGUCGGAGCAAAAGAAGGAAAUGGAGUCCUUGAACCACCAGCUGAAAGAAGAAGAAAGAGCACUCAUGACUCGGAAGACAUCGAUCGAGAAAGAUCUGAGCGAGGUCGAUCCUAUCGUCCAGAAGGCAAAGGAGGCUGUUGGAGGAAUCAAGCCUGAGUCUUUAUCGGAGAUUCGGUCGCUGCGUGCCCCGCCUCCGGCCGUGCGGGAUGUGCUCGAGGGUGUCUUGCGUCUCAUGGGUAUCUUGGACAUGUCCUGGAACAGCAUGAAGGGCUUUCUUGGCAAGCGGACCGUCAAAGAUGAGAUCAUGAACUUUGACGCCCGAAACAUCACCAAGAGCGUCCGCGAGUCUGUCCAGGAGCUGCUUCAGCAAAAGAAGGAGUCGUUCGAGGAGGUCGCUAUCAAGAGAGCUUCGGUCGCAGCCGCACCGCUGGCGAUGUGGGUCAAGGCCAAUAUCCAAUACUCCACUGUGCUCGAAAGAGUCAGCCCGCUUGAGGCUGACCUGGCUCGCCUGACUGAAUCUCUCGAUGCCUCUCGGCAGCGGGUUGUCAAGCUGAGAGAUGCACUCGUGACGGUGGAUAACACCGUGGCUCAACUUCGGGCCGAGUUUGGAAGCAAGACUGGCGAAGCGGAACUCCUCCGAAGUAGUCUCGAGAAGGCUCAAAAGGUCAUUGCCAAUGCGCAGGAGCUGCUAGACAAGCUAUCUGGCGAGGGCCAGCGAUGGGCGGCACAGGGCCAGGCCAUUAAAGACCAGAUCGCCACCCUGCCUAAGAACGGGCUGCUUGCCGCUGGAUUCAUUGCCUAUCUCGCCGGACAGUCCGAGGACCAGCGGUUCAAGAUCACCCAGGAUUGGGCCAAGCUCCUCGGCCAGAGGGACUUUGACAUACGCCCAGUUUUGAGUACCGAGAGCCAGCAGCUGGUGUGGAAGUCUGAGGGGCUGCCGUCGGACACACUGUCGAUCGAGAACGCCAUCACGAUCCUGAAUGGAGGUGUGACUCCGUUAAUCAUCGAUCCAUCAGGCCAGGCCACGAUAUGGCUCAAGACUCACUUGCAGCAGAAGAAGCCCGAGACUCUGAAUCAAGGCGACGAGUCGUUCCUCCGGUCGCUCGAGCUUGCCAUCCGCUUUGGCAAGACAUUGGUCAUCCAGGAGCUCAAAUCCAUCGAACCGGUGCUAUAUCCAGUGCUGCGCAAGUCGCUCAUCAAGCAAGGUCCGCGAUUCAUGAUCCAGCUCGGCGACAAGCUUGUCGAUUAUCACGACCAGUUCAGCCUGUACCUAGUCACCCGCAAGGUGUCGUUCUCGAUUCCUCCAGACGCGGCAGCGCUCGUCAACCAGGUUAACUUUACGAUAACCAGGGCGGGAUUGGCUGCCCAGUUACUGGGCGUGACACUCAAGCACGAGAAGCCUCAGCUUGAGAUCCAGAAGAUCGAGAUCUUGAAACAGGAAGAAGAGCUCAAGAUCCAACUCGCUGCUCUCGAAGAGUCGCUCUUGAAGGAGCUCGCCAACUCGGAGGGCAAUAUUUUGGAGAACACCUCGCUCAUCAAGUCUCUGAACGAGACAAAGGAAAAGAGCAUCAAGAUCACAACUGGCUUGCAAGAGUCCCAUCGACUGCAAGAGUCGCUGGACGCAGAGCGCGAUAAAUUUCGGCCGCUCUCCGACUUUGGCAGCCGCCUAUUCUUCAUUAUGAGCGAUCUCAAGAAGAUCAACAGCAUGUAUGAGUUCUCCCUUGCAUCAUUUCUGCAGCUCUUCGAGAAGGCCCUGAGCAGUCCCGACUCGACCUCGGCCGAUGGAACAGACCUGCGGAUCAAGUUGCUCAUGGGUGCGCUCGAGAAGCUGGUGUACCGCUACGUUUCGCGAUCAAUAUUCAAGUCCGAUCGGCAAAUGUUCGCCCUUUACAUGAUUCGCGGACUCCACGGCUCUCUGAUCGAGGCCAAAGAAUGGGACUACUUUAUUGGGCAGGUGGUUCCCGGCGAUCUUGACGAGAAGGCGCCCGAGUCUCCGGGAUGGGUCCCAACAGAGAGAAAGCAAGGUUUCCAGGCCAUCCAGCAGUCGCUCACAGGGAUCUACGCCUCUAUGAAUGCAAACGACAACGACUCAUGGGCACGCUGGGUCAAGUCGCCAAGCUGUGAGGUUGAGUUUCCUCCGGAGGCCUCGAAGAAACUGGGGCCUUUCCAGAAGCUGAUCCUGGUGCAGUGUCUGAGACCGGACCGGCUUCUGUCGGCGAUGCACAACUUUUCACUCAGUUGCAUGCGCAUCGACAGCAUCGCUCCUCCCGUGUUCAACAUUAAGCGCUUCUACCACGAGGAAACAAAAUCGACCGAGCCGAUUCUCUUCAUCACGACACCUGGCGCCGAUCCAACCGAGGAGCUCAAGGAGCUGGCCGAUAGCGAAAUCACCCAUGACAUGUUCUUUCAAAUCUCGAUGGGCCAGGGGCAAGGCGAUCUUGCAGUUCAGCAGCUCCACCACUGCGCCAAGAACGGCGGCUGGCUAUACUUGCAGAAUGUGCAUCUGGUCAGCAACUGGCUCUCGGUCGUCGAAAACGAGCUCUCGAUCCUGACUCUCCAUCCAAAGUUCCGGCUCUGGCUGACAUCCGAGGCGCACCCCAAAUUCCCGGUUAAUCUCCUGCAAAGCAGCAUCAAAAUAACGGUCGAGGCGCCACCUGGCAUUAAAAAGAACAUGCAGCUCAUCCAGGAACGGCGAACAUACAUUCCGCAGGGCUGGAACAAGUUUUACGAGUUUUCGGCAGCCGAUUUGCGAAGCAGUUCGGAGGUGGUCAGUCAGAUGUGCGACGGGAACAGCUGCGUCCCCCAAUGGCAGAUUCUGCACGGGCUCCUCAAAGAGGCUAUCUACGGCGGACGCAUUGAUGACAGCGACGACGCUCGCAAGCUCGAAGUUUACCUCCAGCAAUACUUUAACGAUGAUAUCUUUGCACUCAACGGCCGACAGCCCACCAAGAGGCUCGCGAAAGGAAUCGUGCUUCCGAACAGCAGCGACCACGAGUCGUACGUCAAGCUCAUCAACGAUCUACCCGAGGUGGAAAAUAUCAGCCUGCUUGGUCUCCCAGCCAACAUCGAUAUGAUGAUUCAGAUAUCAACGAGUAGCCAGAUUGUCGACCAGCUCAAAAUGAUGAAACAAGUCGAUCUGCGGAGCCAAAACGUGGAUAAGGAAAAGUGGUCCAAGUUGCUGCUGCCGUUCCUUCAGUUGUGGAAGAAGCUCAACACAGGAAACGACUUGCUGCAGAAAAAAAUGGGUCAAACCUCGGACACCGACCCCAUCCACUCGUUCCUGACACUUGAGCUUUCGAUGGCCCUUGGGCUUCUCCGCCAGAUUCACAUGGAUCUAUCACUGAUCUCCAAAGUGAUUCGCGGCACGGCGCUGGCGACGAACGAUGUCACCGAGAAGGCCACGGCCCUGAUUCACGGAAACACACCCGAGUCCUGGCUGAGUGUAUGGGAUGGGUCCAAGCUACCACACAAAUUCCUUCGCGAAGCUCUGUUAAACGGCACAACUGUCAACGAAAUGAGAGACGCUCUCACGGCGGGAACGCUGUGGAAGUCGCCAAUUAAGCUCCAGAACUUGCUCAAUCCGGCAACGUUCUUGAGUGCACUGCGCCAGGAGUCGUCUCGUCGAGUGAACUCGUCUAUGGACAAUCUACAUCUGCUUUCGACCUGGAAGCCGGCAAAUAUCCCUUCGAAUAUGUUUACUGUGGCUAUUCAAGGACUGCUGCUCCAAGGGUGUAUCUUCGAUGGAAGCAACCUGACUCCGGCAACGGCCUCGGACCCUCCUUUCCAAAUCGUCCCAACCUGCUACAUUGCAUGGGUUCCCAAGGAUAUCUCUGUCUCCAACACCCUCGAGUUUCCGUUGUACGCUACCCCUGCUCGUGAGAAACUCAUUGCUCGGCUCCAGGCCAGUCUCUAUGGCUGGAAUGCUGUCAUCCCAGCCUGCCGGCGUCUGACGCACUGGUCCUUCCAGGACGAUCUUGCGUUGGCCCGGCUGCUCGAUACCGUAAAGCCAGAAGAUAUGACCAAAACACUCAACCGCUCCGAAGCUUCGAUUCGGUAUCGAAUCCGAUCGCUCAACUCAAUUUCGCGCGGCAAGCGCUCGCUCGAGACCGAGCCACUCACGAUCGGCGAAUUCGAGCAGGCUCUGCGAUACUACGAGGAGAACCAUGCCAAGCUCGAAGAUGUCUACAUUGUUAAAUGGAUCUGCACCGUCUUUGGCCGGCCAGACUCUGACGCGAAGCGGAUUCUUCACUCGGUCAAGCAGCGGUUCCAUCCCGAGCUGAUCUUGUCGGUGAAUGACUGUUCGCUGUGGAAUCCUGAGCUGGACAAGAAGUUGAUCGAGCUGUAUCUGAGUCGCGGCGCAAACACCAAGGCGGUAAUGGCGCUCUUUUCCGAGUGGGCCAAGAAGGAGAAGAAGACCCUGCCAAAGGUGCUCACAGAGAAGCACAUUUCCUACCGCCUGCGAUAUAUGACUGCUCUCGGGGCCAUCACCAGCGACCAGAAGAACGUCUCGAUCCUCAAGAGCCGACAGGCGGCCAAACGGCGGCACGGCUCGUCCAAGCCAGACGCUUGGCGGAAGCGGCUUCGACAUGGCUCUGUCAUGGGCAUGACGGAGCUGUGGGACCAGAGCCAAGAGUGGAUAUCCAAGUCCAUCGAAAUGAUCCAGCUGCGGGAGCCAGAGGCCGAUGCAGCCCAUGACGAGGCUGAAACAAAGAGCGGUCGGUCCGGCUGA